AAUCAUGUCAAAUGAAAAGCAAAAGAACUAUAAUUAUUGAAAAAUUACUAAAAGUUGGUCUGAACAGUUUUAAUUUUUCGGGGCCAUGACUCGACUGCAUUGUUUAUGGAAUAAAUAAGAACAAACGGCAGUAUGUAAGAGAGGCGAAAUAAAAUAAAGAUAACGCAUUAACCAUGACGCCAUGGACAUGAAAGGAAGUGAGACAGACUAUUUCUCCGUAUGAAGGUAUGCAACAUCACAACCAAACAAUGCCAUGCUCUCGGCGUUAUAUCGUACAUAAACUGAUGUACCAUGUGUCCAGAAACUAUGUCUACUUGCUGUUAUUGAUUGCAGCCGUCAUUUUGCUCAUUAAGUGUAACAGUAAAUUUGACAGAUCAAAUACAGGGUCGAAAUACAGCUUUUCAUUGUUUGGAGAGCGUAAGCUUCCAGAACCAACACAAGCAGAAAUAGACUACUUUGCAGAAUAUGUUAAUCUAAGUUUUGCUGUGGAAGAUAAUUUCAUCAGUGGUGAGAUGAUGGGAGGCCGUGGACAAUUCCUUGGUAGAAUUUCUUUGGCCAAUACAGGGAACAAGGAAAUACCAACAAAACGGUGGCAGCUUUACGGGUACUCCAUGAGACUUGUAGAGAUGGAUGAAUAUCCAUAUCCGAAUGGAUAUCAUUUAAACACUUGUGGUCUUAAACUCUUUCACGUUGGUGGAAGUUUAUAUAGAUUCGAACCUGACGGAGAUAACUUUGUUGCACUCAAACCUUAUGAAAUUAUGACGUGUAGGUUCAAAUCACAAGCGUUUCAAAUUGCAAGGUCCGAUUCCAUGCCAAGAUGGUACGUAACAAGUAGCUCAACAAUGCCGAAAGUUUUAGAAAACACUGAUGAUGAGGGACUUAAAUAUGUUAAAGACUUCAAUAACAAAGAGCAAUACAAAAGAAGAAUGGAUGACAAAAGUAGUCCCUAUUCCACCCAGACUAGAUUCGAGAUGUAUGAAACUGGGAAUACAGAAAUUGAUUCAAGAUUGAAAAUCAUACCGACCCCGUUAAUAAUGCAGGUGAAAAACAAGUGGGAGAUGGAAUUUAACACCAACAAGUGGGUUAUAGUGAAGUCUGAUGUAUUCUUGGAAGAGGUUAAAUUCUUUUCGGAUAAACUUUCAAUGAACAUUGUAAAAUCUAAACCAAUGCGGAAAUAUAUAGAAGUCAGAAAGGCAUCCGUUUCUGUAGAUAUCGAUGGGAAAUCUCAAGAACGAGAAGAUGCUUAUAGCAUUGAAACAAUGCCACAAAAGGAAUACAUUUUAAUCACUGCGGCAACAAACGAAGCCGUCUUUUACGCUUUCCAGACCCUCAGCAGUGCUUUAUUUACUCCGGAUGCUCGUGAAACCGUCGGCAUUCCCGUUAUGUUACCAGAGUUUAUCAUCAAAGAUGCCCCAAGGUUUUCCUACAGGGGCCUGCAUAUAGAUGUGUCUCGCAACUUUAUAGAAAUUGACGAAAUUCUAAAGAUUAUAGAUGUGAUAGCGAUGUAUAAAAUGAACAAACUACAUCUACAUUUGUCAGACGAUGAAGGCUGGAGACUUCAAAUACCAGGAAUACCCGAGCUUACACAGAUAGGGGCAUCUCGCUGUCAUGAUCUUCGGGAAGAACAAUGCAUUUUACCUAUGCUUGGUUCAGGGCCAUAUUCAAACACUUCUGGCUCUGGAUACUACGAUAUUGGCGACUACAGAGAAAUUCUCGUGUAUGCCAAAGAGCGUCAUGUGGAAAUUAUUCCAGAAUUUGAUAUGCCGGGACAUAGUCGUGCGGCUAUAAAGUCAGUACACUCGAGUUCGCAGCGGUCUAUGCGCAAAGACAUGAAAGCUGAGAGUUUUUCCAUCAUAGACCCAGACGACCAUCCGAAUUUUAGGUCAGGACAACAUUUCUCUGAUGACGUAAUGAAUCCGUGUUUGGAGUCUACGUAUACAUUUGUCAAAAAGAUUAUAACUGAAGUGAAAAAGAUGCACCAAGAUAUUCAACCACUAAAGUUUUAUCAUUUUGGAGGGGACGAGGUCGCAGACGGUGCGUGGGAUGCGUCUCCCGCAUGCCAAAAGCUGAUGAAGAAAAGGGGAGAAAACAUGAGUCAUUACGAUUUGAUGAAGUAUUUUAUAAAUAAUCUUACCCGCAUUGCAUCUGAUGAGUCUGUGUCGGUGGGCGCUUGGGAGGACGGAAUGAUCUCACAUGACAGCCUUGACGUCGGAGUACCAUUUCCACGUGACGCUUUUAAAAAUGAAGAUAUAUAUGUGUAUGUAUGGAAGAGACCCUCUGAAAGACGCACUCCACACCGGACGAAACUUUUUGCGAAUAAAGGGUAUAAGGUAAUUCUAGCCUAUGGUUCGUAUUUAUAUUUUGAUCACCCUUACGAGCCAGACCCGGAGGAGAGAGGCUUGUAUUGGGCAACGAGAAAAAUAUCAACAAGAGAUGCAUGGGAAUUUACACCCUCAAUCAUGUUCAAUGACAAACAUCUUGACUGUCCCAAAGUAAUCAAAGAUAAAACAGAAUGUUUUGAUCUCAUGAAACCGGAAAACAUCAUGGGAAUGCAGGCAGAGCUAUGGACGGAGACAGUGCGGACAAACGAGCAAGCGGAGUUUAUGUUGUUUCCAAGACUUCUGGCAGUUGCGGAGAGAGCAUGGCAUAAGGCAGCGUUCGAAAGCUUGCAAGGGAAAGCAGCAGAGAAAAUGAAAGCAUUGGAAUGGGAAAAAUUUGCUGAUGCAGUGGGAUAUCAUGAAUUACCGAGGCUUGACAAGAUGGGUGUCCGCUAUAGAAUUUCUCUUCCAGGUGCCGUUGCGAUAGCUGGAAAAGCUAACUUUAACACAGAGUUUCCAGGAUUAGAUAUAGAAUAUUUCUCAGCAGAUACAGACUCGUGGAAACUCGCCUCGCACGGUAUGCUCGUGGAGCAAGCAAUUAAAAUAAGAACAAGGUCUACGGACGGAAAGCGAUACAGCAGAGAGGUGUGGCUAGACCCGACAGCAACAAACACUGCUAUGUCUUUACUGAGCCACAACAAUUUAUUUUCAUAUAAAUUAAUAUCUGUAACAAUGUUUCUAUAUUUUACUAAUAUUUUGUUAAUAUUUCAGUGUUACACUUGAUUUUUAUUGUUUUACAGGGGAAUUUAAUAUUAUAUGGCGUAAACUAGUCAAGGUGCUUCCGGAUAACCUUAUCAUAGAUGGUUGUAGUUAGCGUGGCAUUAAUGAAGUAUGUGAUGGGUUAAAAUAAAGGUGAUGCUAGCCUAAACUCUAAUCUCUUUACGCUGGUUCGUUGUUGUGUCAUUUUCUUUCGGCAAAUAGAAAUAUAACAUCAGAAACCUGAAAGUGUAAAUUGGUCAAUAUGCUAUUCGGUUUAGAGCCGUUCAGUUAUGUAACGGCGGGCAGUUAACCUAACCAGUGAUCCUGGAUUCUGUACCAGUACAAACCUAUUCUCUGCAAGUAACUGCCAACUUAACAAAAAUCAGAGGUGGGGGUAAAAUGACUUUCCGCUGUUCAUUGAUGUGUAGGCUGAUCCUGUUUGCUAUAUAUAUAUGCGGUAUACCAUAAUACUUCUUUUAAUUGUCUUGUAUGUCAUUAACUGUGCCAUGAUACUGAAUGAUCUGGGUUUGUUUAGGAAUGUUGUGUAGAUUUUUUUCGCUUAGUUAAGUGUUUUCUUUAGAGUUGAUAUAACUAAUUAUAUAUAACAAAAUGUGCAUGAUCUGUAUAGGCAAAUUAUGGUAAUGUACAUAUAUUUAACUAAAUAUAUUUGGUCUGAGUAGGCCAGUCAUGGUAAUGUACACAAAUUUAACUAAAUAUAUUUGGUCUGAGUAAGCCAAUUAUGGCAAUGCACACAUAUUUAACUAAAUCAUGAUAUAUAUUUAACUAAACUAAAUAUAUUUUGGUCUGUGUAGGCUAAUUGUGGAAUGCACACAUACCGGUAUUUUACUAAAUAUAUUUGGUCUGUGUAGGCCAAGUAUGGUAAUGUACACAUAUUUAACUAAAUAUAUUUGGUCUGUGUAGGCCAAUUAUGGUAUUGUACAUACAUUUAGAUAAAUACGCAUAUGUGUAGACCGGCUGUAGUAAUCCCAUUUAACUAAAUGUAGGCCGAUAAGGGUAAUGCUGACAUAUUUAACUAAGUGUGCAUUAUCUGUUUAGGCCGAUUAUACAUGUAGUAAUGCUCACAUAUUAAACUAACUAUGCAUGUUUAUGGUAAUGCUCACAUGCUUUAACUAACUAUGCAUGCUCUGUUUAGGCCGAUUAUGAUAAUACUCACAUACCUAACUAAACAUGUAAGGUGCUUUAAAGGUGGUCAAACACAUUUGAGCAACAUUUUAUGACAUUUUUCAGUUUUCGAAUAUUCUGGUAGAGAUUUAUUUUUGAACUAAAAGAUCCAUUAGAUAUAGUAAGAUCUCCAUUGGAAAUGCACAAUUUAUUACUUUUUAUGAAAUUUUAUAAUAACCACCCAUUGAUAGAAGGGAAUUCAAAAAGUGGACUAUUGCUUUUGAUUCAAAUAUAAAAAAUUUACUUUUACAUUUGCACUGGAUAAAUAUUUGGAUAUUUCAAAUACCUGAAACAAAAACCAAGUAUUAAAACAACAUGUAGCUUUGAAAUUCAUCUACUUUCUUUAUAUCUCGGUUGCGCAAACAAGAUAGACAAAGGGAGGUAACAAACACUUUAGAAACUUGCAUUUCUAAUGAAUUUUGGCAAAUAUGUACCUGUCAAUGCAAAUCUUUGACAACUUCAAUAUAAUUCAUAUCAUUCAGUAGGCAAAACAUGUUUGUUAAAUUUAUAUGUAUUAUAAAUUAACACUAUCUUGGUUGGACAACCAAGAUAAGAAAAAGAAAUUUUAAAAAGAACUUUCAGUGAAAAUCUGAUGUUUAUAAAGAACUUGGUGAAUACAAAUAAGUAUAAAUGAUCAGUAAUUUAAGUUUCUAACAAGUCCAUUGGUUGAUCAAAAUCUGAUUAACCACCUUUUGAUAAUACUCACACCUGACUUCAUGCACGUUCCAACAGUAGUUUUAAUAGCUACGUUAGGAAAGAUUGAUUAAUAUACUUUAAACUGCUUAAUUGGAUUUUACACACUUACGGUAAUUAUUUUAACUGAGUAAUUAAUGACAUUACUUUUUUUUAAUAAAUUGUAAUACUUUAACGUAGCAGAUUUCUAUCUCUGUAUAAACUACAAAUCGUUGCCUUACUCUGAUAGUGCGCUUAGUUUCAGUUUUGAAAAUAUAAACCAUUAAUCUGCUGGCGGCAAGUGAUUCUGCCUUUGCAACCAGCGCAGAUCAAGAUCAGUCUGCACAUCCGUGCAGUCUGAUCAUGGUCUGCACUGUUCUCUAUCCAGUCAGUAAAUUUUCAGUAAAAAAACCUACAAAUUAUAAAUGGUACUGCCCAAGUUGAUUGAUAGACCAGUCCAUUUUAGAAAUUAAGCAGGCAAAAGGUUAAGCUAUAUGUAACACUGAAUUCGUUUUGGACAGAGCUGUCUAUCGGUGUUCAUGAAAUUAAGAUUGCGAGUCACCUUAAAGACACAGAUCUCCAGAUUGUACGACAACAAAUUUUUAAAAAAUGUUUUUUUUUUUUUUUAUUUCAGACAAUUAUUGCUAUUUCUUAAGAAUGCCUUUAAAGUUAGUUACUGACAGAUUAUAAGUUACGAAAACACAUACGAAUUGUCAAAUUGGUCAGUGUUGAAUUUGCCAUAGUUUUUAUUACAGGGAUGCACCAGAAAUUGAUUUCGGUGCUUUAUAUUGUGCGAAAGAAUCUAAAUUAAAUGCUUGUAUGAUCCUAUAUACUUCAGUUGAUAGAGUACCUUUUCACAAGAAAUAUUUGUUUUAAACAAUGACAUAAAGAAUAGACGCUGACGUUAGAAAAACUCAGUGUCAUCAAAAUUUAAACACAGAUUCACACCAAAGACAUUUUUUCAUAUGUCGGACAUACAUGUAUAUACAUCUGUACGAAACCCAAAGAUCAGGAAAUAUAAACCAUAAGUAUUUUAUUAAAAUGGUUUGAAAUGA
This is a messenger RNA of Mercenaria mercenaria, 5986 nucleotides long. Its product is annotated as beta-hexosaminidase-like. Gene Ontology annotation, molecular function: polysaccharide binding; beta-N-acetylhexosaminidase activity. Lineage: Eukaryota; Metazoa; Mollusca; Bivalvia; Venerida; Veneridae. Gene Ontology annotation, cellular component: membrane. Gene Ontology annotation, biological process: glycosaminoglycan metabolic process; carbohydrate metabolic process; ganglioside catabolic process. The record is from RefSeq and is a predicted model, not a curated record. The coding region runs from base 228 to 3101 and encodes 957 amino acids. The transcript has 13 exons.